AUGGUUUACCUAGGCCGCUCAAAAGGCUGUAAACCCUGUAAGCAGCGAAGGAAGAAGUGUGAUGAAAUCCGACCUUCAUGCACAACAUGUGUAAAUACGCGGCGGACUUGUGGCGGCUAUGGAAACAAGAAAGCAAUCGCAAUUCAAGAAUACGAUAGCCGAAAGGAAGUGGCACUCCCGAUCAGGUCUGCCGCACGAGAUUUUUCUCUUCCUAUCAGGGAGCGACGUCCCAGGACUGGCACCUUGGCCAAAAUUGCUCUUUCCAAGGAGGUUCCUCUGAGAGAUGUUGAUGAUUUGAACCUUCGAUCCUUCUUACAUGAGUUCUGCAUCACACCCACGGGCCCUGCUACUUCGUAUGGCUUCUUGCGUGAAAUAGAGCCAAGACUGCGGCAGCUGGACGAGCAGUCCAAUCUGGCGAAAGCGUGCAAGAUGGUCGCAAUUGCCAGCCAAGGCACCAAGCUCAAUCGUCCCGCCGUUCUAACGUCCAAGGCCGAGAAAUUGAAUCAUGAGCUGGUCGCGUCUUUGGCUAUUGAUCUCCAGCACCACUCUGCGGCGUCUAGACAAGACGAUCCCCUGGUCGUUAUGUUGCUUGGACUUUAUGAAAUGAUCAUCGCGAAUAAUUCAAGAAAUGGUUUCCACAAUGUACACGCAAGUGGACUUGUCGCUCUCCUCGGGUUAAAGAAUCACCCGAUAUCUGUUUUGGAAGCUCUUCACGAUGGCAAAUCGCUCGGGAGCCUCAGGAAAGGUUUCACGAAUGGCGAGCAAGGUGUACUCGCUAUGCCCAACCACAAAACUUUGACUGAAUCCCUACAAUCCCUGCUGAUCGCACUUUUGAGAAUUGGAGAACGAGUUAAAGUCACCUCGACGGAGGGUCUCAUAGAUUGUGACGAGAAGGUCUGGCUCCUGCGAGAAGCAUUGGAGCUUGAUCAAGAAUUCGCACAAUGGGACGAGUCCCAAGAUCGGACAUACAGACCGAAUAUAAUCGGUCAGGUGGGCCAAGCCAGCACCACCUCUGAGUACAAUGUCGGCUAUUGGCCGGGACGGGUGGACAUAUACUUUGAUCGCUACAUUUCCGGUAUCUGGAAUAUCUAUCGAGCGGCGCGUCUAUAUCUCUCGGAGAUGAUUUCGAGUCUCUCUAAUGGCAAUAGGAACUCAACGACGGAACUCAAACAAGUGCAAGAGAUGGAUGUUCUUGUUCAAGAUGUGUUGUCUUCUAUCCCAUAUCAUCUUACGGACAAUCUUUAUGGAUUCCUAAAUCAGAUUGAUAAUAGAACUCCUCUGGCAAGUGUCGGAAAGGCAGCAUCUGGGGUACUUGUUAUGCAUCCACUGCAUGUUAUUUCGAAUCUCCCGGCUGUGGAUCCUGCUGUUCGGAGUUAUUUGAAGAAAUGUCUUGUCUGGAUUGAAGAGAAUAUGGGAGUUGGACAGGCUUCUAUCUUUGCAAAAUCCUCAACUAUCGAAACCGAAGACUUUGCUAGCAGUUGCACGCUUACGUUAAUUGGCAUGAUGGUUUGA
Penicillium cinerascens is the source of this 1512-nucleotide messenger RNA. Its product is annotated as Zn(II)2Cys6 transcription factor domain-containing protein. The record is from RefSeq and is a predicted model, not a curated record. The coding region runs from base 1 to 1512 and encodes 503 amino acids. Gene Ontology annotation, biological process: regulation of DNA-templated transcription. The transcript is spliced from 6 exons. Gene Ontology annotation, molecular function: DNA-binding transcription factor activity, RNA polymerase II-specific; zinc ion binding. NCBI's taxonomy places the organism in Eukaryota, Fungi, Ascomycota, Eurotiomycetes, Eurotiales, Aspergillaceae.